CUUUACUUUCUGCUCUGCAUCAUUAAAAAUAACGAGAACAACCCCACCUCGCACCCGUCACCGCGCCACAAAAAGAAAAAAAGACUUUGUACAGAAAUUGGAGUGAAAAUGGAUAUGAUAAGUAAAGAGCACAAGAAGGAAAAGUUGGGGUUUGAGGAAACUGAGCUGCUUUUAGGAUUACCUGGCGGAGGAGGGAUUGUUAAUGGAGAUUUGGUGAUAAAUGGUAAAAGAGGGUACACAGAAACUGUGGAUUUGAAGCUCAAUCUUGCUUUGAAGGAGACUGGGAAAGAGGAGAAUUCGCAGAAAGAGAAGAAUCUCAUUUCUUGCUCUAAUGAUUCAAUCAAGUCCCCUUACAAGGCACAAGUUGUGGGCUGGCCACCAGUUCGGUCCUUCCGGAAAAGUAUUAUGGCGGUUCAAAAGAGAAACUCCGAGGAGGGAGGUGGUGCUGCUGCCUCUUUUGUAAAGGUUAGCAUGGAUGGUGCACCUUACCUUCGCAAAGUUGACUUGAACAUGUACAAAAGCUACCAAGAUCUUUAUGGCGCCUUAGGCAAAAUGUUCAGCUCCUUUACUAUGGGUAAAUGUGAUUCUCGAGGAAUGAUGGAUUUCAUGAACGAGAGGAAGCUAAUGGAUGUUCUGAAUGGAUCUGAUUUUGUUCCAACUUAUGAAGACAAAGAUAGUGAUUGGAUGCUUGUUGGGGAUGUCCCAUGGGAGAUGUUUGUUGGAUCAUGCAAGCGUCUCCGCAUAAUGAAAGGAACAGAGGCAAUAGGACUUGCUCCUAGAGCCAUGGAGAAAUGCAAGAACAGAAGCCAAAGCAGUGAAUUACAGUGCAGCCUGCUGUUUUAAUCUUUGCGGUCCAAAGGCAUAAAUGCAGGAGAUGAAUGGAGCAGGAUG
This is a messenger RNA of Olea europaea var. sylvestris, 891 nucleotides long. RefSeq names its product auxin-responsive protein IAA14-like. The transcript has 5 exons. Gene Ontology annotation, molecular function: protein binding. The coding region runs from base 109 to 843 and encodes 244 amino acids. The record is from RefSeq and is a predicted model, not a curated record. Gene Ontology annotation, biological process: regulation of DNA-templated transcription. Gene Ontology annotation, cellular component: nucleus. Lineage: Eukaryota; Viridiplantae; Streptophyta; Magnoliopsida; Lamiales; Oleaceae.